AUGGGCAAUAUGGAGCAAGCGACGGUCGUGCAGGAAGUGCUUGAACGAAUUGACGCUGCCGCAAUUGAUGGUCGAGCCCACAAUAUCCGCCAUCGACAACAUCAGCUCCAUCAGCUUAGUGGUGCACUGCAGAGAAAUGCGGACAAAAUCUGUGAAGCAAUCGGUCUCGACUCGGGCUUUGACGAUGAUGAGGUUGCUUUCGAGUUCUCUCAGUCAAUCAAUACCAUUAGGACUUUGUACGAACAACUGAAUCUUCAAUCUGCCCUGGACGAAGAAUAUGCCGCCAACAACAAAGACAAUCUUUCUGCUCGUAUGCCCUUUGGCAUCGUGGUCAUCCGUCCCGGUCAGCAUUGCCGCCUCUUUUCCAUCAUAUCUCCAGUCGCAACAGCAAUAGCGGCCGGAAAUUGCGUCAUUGUCGAGAUCCCCAACUCUCUAGGCCAUCUCGACAGCUUUUUGCGCUCUGAACUGACCACCUCCUUGGACCCGGAUGGAUUUGCUAUUGUGUCUAAAGCUGUGACAGUUUCGCGCCUAUCUUCAGAUUAUGUCGUCGUUGACCAAACUCUAUCCGAUACAACUAAGGAAUCUAGUUUGGUGUCUGAUUCCAAAGCCUUGACAGUCGCCAUCGUGGACCGAACGGCAGAUGUUGAGCAAGCUGCGAGUGCCAUCUGCACAGCCAGAUUUCGCUUCAAGGGUCGAUCACCAUAUGCGCCCGACGUAAUCAUGGUCAACGAAUGGGUACGCGAUGACUUUGUUUCUGCGUGCCUGAAAUUAUCCAGCUCUCAUGCUGCAUCCACUGUGUCAGCCAAGAAGUCAGGUUCAGCCCUCAAUGGGCGCACUUCUCAUUACCCAAGAGACGAUUUUACAGUUCUAUUCGACUCAUGUGGGGUUCGAUUGGUGGAAGGUACACGAAAGUGA
Messenger RNA from Pestalotiopsis fici W106-1, 915 nucleotides. RefSeq lists its product as uncharacterized. Gene Ontology annotation, molecular function: oxidoreductase activity, acting on the aldehyde or oxo group of donors, NAD or NADP as acceptor. The coding region runs from base 1 to 915 and encodes 304 amino acids. The record is from RefSeq and is a predicted model, not a curated record. Lineage: Eukaryota; Fungi; Ascomycota; Sordariomycetes; Amphisphaeriales; Sporocadaceae. The transcript has 2 exons.